Cyclopterus lumpus (lumpfish) is the source of this 2414-nucleotide messenger RNA. RefSeq names its product solute carrier family 12 member 3 (gene slc12a3). Gene Ontology annotation, biological process: potassium ion import across plasma membrane; sodium ion homeostasis; potassium ion homeostasis. The coding region runs from base 1 to 2376 and encodes 791 amino acids. Gene Ontology annotation, molecular function: sodium:potassium:chloride symporter activity. The transcript is spliced from 19 exons. Gene Ontology annotation, cellular component: membrane. The record is from RefSeq and is a predicted model, not a curated record. Lineage: Eukaryota; Metazoa; Chordata; Actinopteri; Perciformes; Cyclopteridae.
AUGGAGUUACCAGAAACUAGUGACAGUAUUCAUUUGGCUGCAUACAGACCCAGACUUCCUCUUCAAUCAGUCAAUGUGAAGACAACACCUGGAGUGUUUGAUGAGUCUGGUUACUAUCACUGCUAUGGGAGCAGUGUAGCAUCCCUUGGAUCUGAUGCUCUAACUGGCUAUGAGACUCUGGACGCCACGCCACACUAUGACUUCUACGCCAACACAGAGGUGUUUGGCCGACAGAGGCGCUGCAGGCCAUCUCUGUACCAGCUGCAUGGCAACUCUGAGGUUGAUUCCAGACCUCCCUUAUAUGAGGAGACAAUAGCUGAACACAUGAGAGGAGAAGACGACAGCUCAGAGGAAGACGAGGAAGAACAAAAGGAGCCACCACCUGAACCUACUCGCUUUGGCUGGGUACAGGGAGUCAUGAUCCGUUGCAUGUUAAACAUUUGGGGGGUGAUCUUGUACUUGAGGUUGCCUUGGAUCACUGCUCAAGCUGGUAUAGGUCUGACCUGGGUGAUUAUCCUGCUAUCCUCCUGUAUAACUGGGAUCACUGGUCUCUCAACCUCAGCCAUCUCUACCAAUGGCAAGGUCAAAGGAGGUGGGACUUACUUUCUGAUCAGUCGUAGCCUCGGUCCAGAGCUGGGUGGGUCCAUUGGUCUUAUCUUUGCUUUUGCCAAUGCUGUAGCUGUGGCCAUGCACACUGUGGGCUUUGCUGAGACUGUUACAGACCUCAUGUAUGAAAAUGGAGCUGUCAUGGUGGACCGAAUCAAUGACAUCCGCAUCAUUGGCAUUAUUACAGUCACAUGUCUACUAGGCAUCUCAUUGGCUGGCAUGGCAUGGGAGUCAAAGGCACAGGUUUUGUUCUUCCUGGUCAUCAUGGUGUCAUUUGCCAGUUACGUUGUUGGAACGAUCACUCCUGCUUCACCACAGAAACAAGCCAAGGGUUUGUUUGGCUACAAAGCUGAUAUCUUUGCUACCAAUUUUGUACCUGGCUGGCGGGGACCAGAGGGCAGUUUCUUUGGCAUGUUCUCCAUUUUCUUCCCCUCUGCCACGGGCAUUCUGGCAGGAGCUAACAUCUCAGGAGAUCUAAAGAAUCCAACAGUGGCAAUCCCCAGAGGAACAUUAAUGGCAAUAUUCUGGACCACCAUUUCUUACCUUAUCAUCUCUGCAACCAUUGGAGCUUGUGUGUUGCGGGAUGCGUCGGGCCUGUUAAAUGACACCCUGUUACCGUCCUCAACUGUCCAGGAUUGUGUUGGUUUAGCUUGUCAAUAUGGAUGGGACUUUUCUGAGUGUAUCAAUAACACAUGCACUUAUGGCAUCAGUAACUACUAUCAGUCGAUGAGUCUGGUGUCAGCUUUUGCCCCUCUCAUCACUGCUGGUAUAUUUGGAGCGACACUCUCUUCCGCUUUGGCCUGUCUGGUGUCUGCUCCCAAAGUCUUCCAGUGUCUGUGUCGGGACAAACUUUACCCUCUCAUCGGCAUCUUUGGGAAAGGUUAUGGCAAGAAUGACGAACCGCUCAGAGGCUACCUACUAACAUACAUCAUCGCUGCCUGCUUCAUUCUCAUUGCUGAAUUGAACACCAUCGCUCCCAUCAUCUCCAACUUCUUCCUCUGCUCAUACUCUCUUAUCAACUUCAGCUGCUUCCAUGCCUCAAUCACCAACUCACCAGGUUGGCGUCCGUCCUUCAGGUUCUACAGUAAGUGGCUGUCGUUGCUGGGCUCUGUGAUUUGUGUUGUUAUCAUGUUCUUGCUGACUUGGUGGGCAGCCCUCAUUGCCUUUGGCGUUGUCUUCUUCCUUUUGGGAUACACACUCUACAAGAAGCCUGCUGUAAACUGGGGCUCCUCAGUGCAGGCAAGCUCCUACAACAUCGCUCUCAGCCAGUGUGUCGGUCUCAACCACGUGGAGGACCAUGUCAAGAACUACAGACCCCAGUGUUUGGUGCUAACAGGUCCUCCCAGUAGUCGUCCAGCUCUGGUGGAUCUCGUCACCUGUUUCACAAAGGAUCUUAGUCUCAUGAUUUGUGGCAAUAUAGUCACUGAUGGUCCGUCCGCAUCAGUAGUGGAAAAGGCGAGCAGCGAAAGUCAUGUUUCCUGGUUGAACCAACGGAAGGUCAGGUCAUUCUACAGAGGUGUGGUAGCUAGAGAGCUACGAUCAGGAGUUAACAUGCUGCUACAGGGGGCAGGUUUGGGUCGUAUUAAGCCAAAUGUUUUACUGAUGGGUUUCAAGAAAGACUGCUGCAGUGAAACACCUCAGGCUGCACACAACUACAUAGGAAUACUACAUGAUGCAUUUGACCUGCAGUACGGCGUGUGCAUACUGAGAUUGACAGAGGGACUGGAUGUCUCUCAUUCAUCUCAAUCAUAUGGUGAGAGCCUGAUUUGAAAAAAAACUUGUUGCUGCAGCAAGACUAAUGUUAACAA